Messenger RNA from Scylla paramamosain (green mud crab), 4203 nucleotides. Its product is annotated as calcium-activated chloride channel regulator 1-like. NCBI's taxonomy places the organism in Eukaryota, Metazoa, Arthropoda, Malacostraca, Decapoda, Portunidae. The record is from RefSeq and is a predicted model, not a curated record. Bases 248 to 3370 code for a protein of 1040 amino acids. The transcript has 14 exons.
CGUCAUGGUGGGGUUAGAGCAACGUGGUGGAGGUAAAGAUGUUGGCAUUGUUAUCUAUUACAUUUUGAGCCCCAAGCUUAUCUGCUGAUAACGUGGCGGCAGCGGUUGAAACUUCAGUCACUUGCUUCCACCAGACCCGUAAGGGGGCCUGUAGAUAAGGCUGUUUAACAACGCAGCACGUCCGACCCUUGUUUGCUGCGAAGAAGGGGGAAAUCGAACCAUUUUUGGUGGGGAGUGAGUUGCUGGGAUGGGUGUGCGAGCAGCUGUGAUGGUGGUGGUGUCGGUGGUGAUGGCGACUGGUGUGGCUGCAGCCCCUCAGGAUGGCAUCACGCUCACCACCGGGUACCAGGGGGUGACAGUAGCCAUUAGCGACCAGUUAGACCAAAACCAAUGUGCUCAGUACAUCGACAGCAUCAAGGCCAUGAUCACUGCGGCCUCUUCACUGUUGUUCACAGCCACCGGGGGAAAGGUUUUCUUUGGAGACGUGGUGAUCGUGGUGCCCCAGCAGUGGGCGUGCCAGGGCAACCCAUCCCAACCCACGCAGCUGGUGUACAUGUGGGACUCCGCGCACCUCAGGGUGGGUCCCUCCCAUUACCUCUUCGGCGGCAACCCCUGGACGCAGCAACCCGGUGGCUGCGGCGAGCCUGGGGACUGGAUUUAUGUACCUGAGAAUUUUCUGUUGGAUAAUACCAACGUGGGCAACCCAGGGAAUGUCCUGGUGCACGAGUGGGCCAAGUUCCGCUGGGGAGUGUUUGAGGAGUAUGGCCACCUGCACGACGCCAUCUUUCCCCAAGUUUACCUCGACGACACCAACACCAUCACGCCCACCUACUGCACCGACAAUCAGCUGGAGGGCGCCAUGUCGUGUUCGGGAGACACCGAAGCAGAUUGCCAGUUCAUCCCUGAGUUGAUACAAAACACCAGUGUCACCUCCUCUCUCCUCGCCGCUCCCUUCCUCGACUCGGUGAUUAACUUUUGCGAUGCCGCCACGCACAAUGCAGCAGCGCCCACCAAACACAACCUGCUUUGUGACCAGAGCAGCGUCAUGGACGUGAUAGCUUGGCACACGGAUAUGAGCGGGAACUCUCCGAUCAGCUUGGCGAGCACCAACUUCACGGUGGUGAGUGCGGAGCAGGACUGGCCGCGCACGGUGUUCCUCUUGGAGUACACCACCCUGAUGGCUUCGGAUGUGAAUGGGGAACCGGUGGUAGGACGCUGGGAGCAGUUGCGUGAUAAUGUGCGCCAGUUCAUCUUGCAGGAGGCUGCAGCGGAGAGCUAUGUGGGUGUGGUUAUGUUUGGAAGCAAGAUUGAGGCUUCCUUACUGCUUCCACUCAUUAGCAAGACGAAUAGAGAGCACCUGGCUAGCUUAAUUUAUGAAUCUUCGCCUUACGAGGGGAGCAAGGUCCUGGGUACAGCAAUCCAGAGGGGAGUUCAGGUACUUGGUCCCCAAGGAGGAACGCUGGUGCUUCUGACGCAGAACUUGCAAGAAUAUGCACUUCUCCCAAAUGAAAAUCUGGUGGAGGCAGCCGAUAACAAUCCUGUGUGGCCAAUUCUAUACCCUAGCAACCCUUCUGUGCCCACGCAGAUCUAUGAACAACUCGCUGGUAUUUCUCCAGACACGUCCAUCCUCACAAUACAGAAUGAUCUCAUCACCACUGGUGAUUAUACUUACCAGUCCGUUGGUGGAUCUGCAGGGCUUCACGGCAGCUUACUGACUGCUGCUGGCAGCCCAGCGGUCCGGGUGGUGAGUGGUAACUGUCAAGCUAGCAGCUGCACCAUUCCCCUUCAGGUGAACGACAACACUGCGUACAUCUCUCCAGCUUAUGUUAAAGUCUUCAAGUACCAAACUGAUUUGGCCAUGAUCAGUGUCACUGACCCAACUGGCAGGGAGAUUAAUCCUGCUGACGAAAGGAAUUCAGCCAUCUUGUAUCCAAUUAGCACGUUACAGAAUGGUGGGUACCAAGUAUCCAUGAGGAAUUCCGCAAAGUCUAUGACCGUGAUAGCAGAACUCUGGGCCACUCCCACUCCGGCGCCGUUCGAUCUGGAGGUGUCGGCGUGGAGUCCCAAAGGACUUCACAAUCUGCCAUAUUCCAAAGGAUCCGCUCCACGCCUGCUGGCCACGGUCACCAAAAACGCUUCUUCACCGGUAUUGUUUGCGGACGUCACGGCGAUGGUGGCUAAUAAGAAUACUCCAGGGACUCCAGUCAACAUCACUCUUAAUGACAGUGGUACAGGGGCCGAUGUGACGGGGCAGGACGGAAUCUACUCUGGCUACUUGGUGGGAUUCCAACCUAAGGACGACGUCAGCAUCACUUUGACAGUUACGGACAACAAUGGACAGGCCAAGAUGGUGGACACCUCCCUCAGGGCCGCCCCGACCAUCUCAGGAGACGUGGCUUGCUGUGGCAGCCAGCUGAACGUGUCAAGCCUUCAACUUAUAACCAUCGGAAGCUUUACGUUUUCCUCGUCUGCUGUCUCGGGACGGUUCACGGGAGUGCCACCUGUGACGCUUCCCCCAGGACGAGUGACGGACCUCGAGGCGUCGCGUAGUGGACGUGAUGUGACCCUCUCCUUCACAGCUCCGGGAGCACAGCUUGACCAGGGCCAAGCCGAAUGGUAUGCAGUUCAUUGCCAACUGGGUGGCGUGGACCUGUCCCCCAUCGGCAACUUCUCUGGGGUGUUGGCGGGGUCAACGGUGCAGGAUCAGGUUACACUUCCGGGCUGCAACAAAGUGUACACCUUGACUGUCGUGGCGUACUACAACGGCUCGUACGGCAGCGCCUCCAACGCUGUGCGAGAAAUGGCGGCGUGCAGCUCAACGAAUAAUCUGUCACCCGGAGCCAUCGCUGGCAUCACCAUCGGCUGCAUCCUGGGAGUUCUCCUCAUAGUUCUCCUCGUCUAUUUGGGUCUUAACAGCGAUCACCUGGAUGACCUGUGGGUGUGGAGGAUGCUGACUUGCCGCUGCUGUCCCUGCUGCAAGGACACCAAGGAUGACGAUGACCUGUACAGCCCGCCAUCUCGGGCCAGACGGACUGACUACAUUCGCGGUAACACUGAAUCCGCGAGGCCAGUGCGCAGCUUGGCUGACCUGUACUCCAGACCAAAUGUGGAGGCCAAGAAGGAACAGCGACAGACCAGACCUCAAGACGAAGACGACGGAGGGUUUGGAGAACGUAUGAAGCAAGAUAAAAUGCAGAUGAAAUCUACAGAAGAUGCUGAAAGUCUGGCGUCGUCGCGCAGCACUCUGCCCAUCAAUCAAGUGGGCCUCCCUGUCGGUGGCGACAACCAUGCCUACGACGACGGCCCCUACACUAUCUACAGGAACGCCCCCCCUGUGCCUGCACAGCGUAGGGCAAAUACGCAGGUGUAGGGCGAGCUGUGUUCGUGAAAAGUUGAAAACCAUAAUGCAUCCUACACAUCUACAACACCUGCACAUAUUCCUCUCCCAACACCCCCUUGCACCUCUUCCUACAGCGUGUCCUUUACCUUUCCACACCAUCUAUGAGAUCACCACACCCCCACCUCCACCUUAGUGCUCUGGCAAGAGACUCAAACUCCACAAAUGUUUCCCCAACAAUACAAUUACUACGCAAUGACGUGAUUUUGUGGUAUAAUACCGAUAAUAACUUUUAAGCAGUAAAUCUUUAUUUUAUUCAACAUUAAAUCGUAUUUCAUUGAGUUUUUAUAUUGCUACUGUUAUUUCUGUUGUUGUUGUAAUUACUAUUAUUAUUAUUAUUAUUAUUAUUAUUAUUAUUAUUAUUAUUAUAAUUAUUAUUAUUAUUGUUAUUAUUGUUAUUGAUUAUAAAUAUGCAAGCUAUGCAAUAAUGAUGAUGAUUAUAAUAAUAAUAAUAAUGAGAGAGAGAGAGAGAGAGAGAGAGAGAGAGAGAGAGAGAGAGAGAGAGAGAGAGAGAGAGAGAGAGAGAGAGAGAGAGAGAGAGAGAGAACGCUCGCUCGACUUGCCGCUCCCAGAGUCAAAGAAAGGGUGAAGGAAAGCUAGCCAGUUGAAUCUGUAAGGUGUGUUUGAUUCAUUGCAAUGACGCGUGAACCCAUAACGUAUCAAUGGCCACAGAUCCAUGACAGCUGUCUUCCUGUCAGUGAAGGGACGCAAGUUUGGUAUCUUAGUAUUGUUAGGUGAGGGAAAGUUUGCCUUUUUGUGGCUGUGCUUUCCUUUAAUUUCUACUAAAUACAUGUUUUUCUUUUUCA